Molecule: messenger RNA, 454 nt
Organism: Schistocerca cancellata (South American locust)
Lineage: Eukaryota; Metazoa; Arthropoda; Insecta; Orthoptera; Acrididae
Product: 60S ribosomal protein L37
Exons: 4
Coding region: 136-411 (91 amino acids)
Biological process (GO): translation
Cellular component (GO): cytosolic large ribosomal subunit; ribosome
Molecular function (GO): RNA binding; structural constituent of ribosome
Source: RefSeq, a predicted model, not a curated record
GACUGCCAUAGAUCUUCAUACUUCAUUUCUUGUUAUUAAAACUCUUUGGGUUUGUUGUAUAGUAUACUUUGAUUGUCGUUUCCGUUUUCUUUCGGUGGUGGCUAGUUCUUCCGUUUGAGUGGUGCAUAUGUAAGCAUGACGAAGGGAACAUCCAGUUUUGGUAAAAGGCGUAACAAGACUCAUACGCUUUGCAGACGAUGUGGUCGAUCGUCAUACCACAUUCAGAAGUCUAAAUGUGCUCAGUGUGGAUAUCCAAGCCGGAAACUCAGGAGUUAUAACUGGAGUGUGAAAGCUAAACGCAGGAAGACUACUGGCACUGGCAGGAUGCGCACAUUGAAAAUUGUGCGGAGGAGAUUCAGGAAUGGUUUCCGUGAAGGUGGAAAACCAGCUCCUCGUAAAGUUUCAGGUUAAGUUCAUGUAAUGAAGUAUUGAAAUAAAGUUAAUUUGUACAUUU